CAAUAUAUUUUUUUUAAAACAGACCGGAAAAAAGAAAUUUCUAUGUUCUAAAUUUCUUGCGCGAUUUUUUUUUUUUUUUUUUCUACUUGAGAGGCAACAACGCCUAUCACGCAUCUCUUUAGUACUUUUAGAACAGCUUUGCCGACUUCAGUUUUUCACAUGAACUGAUUUUACUACAAACAUAAUAGCCAUCGAUGUUCCUUUUUUUCUUUCCGUCGCGUCAUGCCAACAAGAGAUUUACAUUUUUUAGUCAACUUUUUUCGAGAAAUGCAGUUCAUUACCGACUAAAGAACAAGUACAUUCAGUGUAGUCUGGAAGAGAAAAUGUCUUGUUAUGAUCGUAUGAUCAACAAUAACUUUUUUCAUUGAUUUCUGUUCUUUUUUUUGGGUUUUCUUUCUGGUCAAAAUAAUAUUUGUUAUUACAUUUCAAUUAAAGAAUAUAUAGAAUUCACUUCAAUUCCAGUAAAACAGAAACGACGAAGAAAAAAAUAUGGCCGAUACUGAAGAAACUAUUUUACAAUCAACUGAAAAUUUUCAUAAUAAUACAUUACGGACACUAGACUCAUGUACGGAAAUUUUAUUAAAAACAAUUACAUUAUUAAAUAAAUAUUCAGCAAAUAAAUAACAGCAACAACAACAAGAUGCUAAUGAUCUAAAGAUUUUGGAUUUAAUACAUGAGCAUGAAUGUGUUAAAAAUCUAGAAUUACGUAUGUCCAUUGUUGGUACAAUGAAAGCUGGUAAAUCGACAUUAUUAAAUGCAAUAAUUGGCUAUGAUUUAUUACCAUCAAGAAAUUCGGCAAUGACAACAUUACCAACAGAAUAUAUUUUAAACAGGAUCUUGAUCGACCACAAUUAAAAUUAGAUGAAAAUUUCAUAAAAAUAAUAAACGAUACAUGUUCAACUAUACAUUUGCACAUAAAAGAUAAAGAAUUAAAACCAUGUUUUGAUGAUCAAGAACAUCCUAUUGAAACGGCUUUAAAAGCUUCAGAAACAAAUAAACUUGAAUCAACAUUAAUAACUGAUAUCACACAAAUUCAAGAAACAUUACUACUUAUCAGUGAUAUAAUACGUAUAGCAUUAUUACUUAAUAUUGAUAAAAUUAAUAAUUUAACCAUUUUACCACGUUUAGAAGUACCAAUGAUCAAUUUAUUAUCAAAAUCAUCAACAUCGUGUGGCAACUUAAUAAUUGUUGAUACUCCUGGACCAAAUGAAGAUCAACUUUCCAAACAUCUGAAACAAGUAAUUAUAAAUGAAUUACGUAAAUCAGCAAUAAUAUUAAUCGCAUUAGAUUUUAAUUCGCUAAAUUCAACUGCUGAAGUAGAACUAAAACGAAAUGUUGAGACGGUUCGUUCAAGUAGAUGGUCAUAUUCUAUUCAAGAUGAUAAUGAUUAUUUAUAUGCAGUUGUUAAUAAAAUUGAUCAACGUGAUGAAAUUGGCGAUAGCACAACCGAACAAAUUAAAGCUUUCAUAUCAUCAAGGUUUAACAUUCAAAGACAAAAUAUAUUUGAAGUAUCAGCUAAAAAUGCUUUAUUAUCCUUCAUAUUUUUCAGAAAUAUGCAGGUUAAUAAAGCAUUUUUAGCUGAUACUAUAUUCAUUUAG
This is a messenger RNA of Didymodactylos carnosus, 1598 nucleotides long. Lineage: Eukaryota; Metazoa; Rotifera; Eurotatoria; Philodinida; Philodinidae. The record is from the annotation of a GenBank genome assembly.